Dalotia coriaria is the source of this 1167-nucleotide messenger RNA. RefSeq names its product aquaporin-like. Gene Ontology annotation, molecular function: channel activity. Gene Ontology annotation, biological process: transmembrane transport. The transcript is spliced from 7 exons. Bases 90 to 1082 code for a protein of 330 amino acids. NCBI's taxonomy places the organism in Eukaryota, Metazoa, Arthropoda, Insecta, Coleoptera, Staphylinidae. The record is from RefSeq and is a predicted model, not a curated record. Gene Ontology annotation, cellular component: plasma membrane.
AAAUCAAUACUUUAGUUAUACCAAAACCACACACCACUUCAGUUCAUAACAAUAUUUCAUCCACCAUUUUGUUUCAUUCAAUUUGAAACAUGAAUCAAAGAUUUGAGCAAGUGGAAGGCGGGUACAUUCCGCGACCAGGUGCAGUCCCACAAAACAACCCAGUUUUUGGUCAGCAAAAUCAAAAUCAAAAUCAAAAUCAAAAUAUUCCCUACGGAGGAAAUGUCCCUCCUCACCAACAACUUCAUCAGGAACCCUAUCAAAUUCCAUACUCUCCGCCCCCCAUGAGCCGCAGUCAUACUAAUACUGUUCAGAUGCCAAAAAUAUCGUGUCAAUGUUCCGCUAUCCGGUGCGACAACAUUGUUAAAGUGUUUCUUUCCGAGGCGUUCGCCACCGCCAUUUUGCUCUUUGUCGGCUGCUCGGGGAUGUGGUUUAUGCCGAUAACCUUUGGCGUUGGCAUCGCUAUUGCCACACAGGUUUUCGGCGAUAUCAGUGGAGCACAUAUAAAUCCGGUCGUUACACUUGCUGCUGUCAUAAUGGGUCGUAUUGAUAGUAUUCUCUUGGUUCCCAUUUAUCUUGUCGCACAGUUUUUGGGCGCGUUGGUUGGCUGCGGUCUUCACUACAUGAUUACAGUAGACCAUACCAUACUGGACUCCUUCUGCGUUCUGAAACGGCCACCAGGGGAGUUAGUGCUUAGUGACGACGGCAACGUAUUUGGAUUUGAAUUGCUCAUGAGCUUCAUCUACAUCCUGGCAUUGUGCGCGCUGUGGGAACAGCACGAUCGCACCGAGGGCAACUCAUCGUUACCCUUGAAGCGUGGUAUUUUCUACACGGGUAUCGUGAUGUGCUGGUUCUGGGGAUUCGGCAUGCCGCUCAGUUUGAAUCCAAUGCGCGCGCUAGUGCCAAUCAUCGUUACCCCCACACAUAAUAAUUAUAAUAAUAAUAAUGAUUUGCCAAUCGACACACCUUCAGUUUGGGAUGAUCAAUGGAUUUAUUGGGUGGCGCCCAUUUUAGGAUCACUGAUUGCUUGUGUCUUCUACAAACUGAUGAGAUUUUUGCAACAAAGGACCAAACGCUACGAGUAAAUCAAGUCGUUUCUUGCUUGUAUUCCAUAGCCAGAUUUAAUAAUAUUAUGUCUAUAUCCAUGUUAAUUAUAUAUUUGCAUACAAA